This is a messenger RNA of Tigriopus californicus, 2984 nucleotides long. Its product is annotated as zinc finger protein 91-like. Bases 130 to 2934 code for a protein of 934 amino acids. Gene Ontology annotation, molecular function: chromatin insulator sequence binding. The record is from RefSeq and is a predicted model, not a curated record. Gene Ontology annotation, cellular component: chromosome. The transcript is spliced from 3 exons. Gene Ontology annotation, biological process: regulation of transcription by RNA polymerase II. Lineage: Eukaryota; Metazoa; Arthropoda; Copepoda; Harpacticoida; Harpacticidae.
UCGAGCAACCUUAAAGUGAAGGGUACAAUUCCAACAACUGAAUGAAAGCAACGCAUUUGGAAAACUAAUUCGCCACAAGGUCGCCAUCGGUCUUCCUAUCUUUUUUCAAACCUUCGAGAAAAGUGAAAGAUGGCAGUUACAAAACAAAAAGAUUCACCGCUCAAGUUGGUCAAUCUCGUCAAAGUUCCCCUACGCCAAUGGCGAAUGUAUAUGCUCGAAGAGCCUGACCUGCAAAUCGAUGGCAAGCCUUUCGUGGCCUUGACCCUGAUGUACCAUCCUGAGACUCAUGAAUACGUUUGGCGGGUCCUCGGACGCUUGGUCGAGUCCGGACAAGUCAACAGUUACAAAGAAUUCCUCGACAAAUGCCACCAGUUAUUCAAUAGCGGCACUCCUUGUCUGGGAAGAAAACCGCGGGAUGCCCAAUUCCCAUUGUCUUGUGCGUUUUCAGAGAACUGUUCCAUUAUGAUCCCCAAAUCUAAGAGUAGGACAGCUUGUUCAGCCUGUAUUCCAAUGACAGCAAACUCGAAUUGGGAAUUAUGGCGGGAAAUCUUAGACGUGGCUGUAGAUGUGAUCUAUGACGAUGGUAUUAAAACCCUCGAAUCUCUUACCACUUCCAACCCAAAGGUUUGGUCUUGUUCCAUGUGCUCGGUUGAAGUGCCCAUGGUCGAGAUAAAGCAUCAUUUUGAAAAAGCCCAUUUUUUGAGCCGUUUCGUUUGCUUUCAUUGCCCAGAUCGAUUUGUGGAUGCCAAAGAUCUGAGUUGUCACACAAUCAAGGAACAUCCGGAGAUUCAGGAGGUGUUCUGCCCAAUUUGUUCGACCAAUGUCCCUUUGUACUGUGAGACGGAGUGUUUAGACAAUCACUUUCGUCUCUGUUGUAGGAGCAAGGAAAGGGUUUUGAUACAAGAUCAAAUGGGACGCCAGGUUUUCACGUGUCAACUUUGUUCAUCACAGUUUUCGACGAAUGAUACCUUGAAGACACACUUUGACGGAUGUCAUGCAAAUCUAGCGAGAAAUGAUGGUCAGGUGGGUCAAGGCGAAAAAGAUCCCUUGGAUACGUCAUCAAUCGUCGCACAGACUAAAUUGUCAUCCUCGUCACAGAACAACCCAUCCAAAGACAAUCAGGAUGAUGUAUCCAAUGCUGUGUGCCAUCAAUGUGGCAAGGCGAUGGAUGUCAAGUUUUUGCAUCGUCAUCUCAUGUUCCAUCACCGCAUCGGUGAUUUCAAGUGUACCUCAUGUGUAUUGAUGUUUCAGAGUGCCGAGGAACUUUCUCAUCAUGUCUCUGCUGUUCACCCUGCCCUAGGAUACCUAUUCUGUCCCAAUUGUGCCAAAGAAAUUAACAUUUUGAAUGGACAACGAAAUCUGGUUAAACACAUAGACACUUGCCACAAGAAUAUUUUCUUUAUUAAUGGACAAGGAAAACGUGUUUCAUUUAAGGGCUUUUCUUGCUCAGAUUGUGGUCGAAUCUUUCGGAGCAAGACUGACCUUGAUCUUCACGAAUCUCAAGAGUGUGACUUGACGAAAAGACCAUUAAAGAUAUCCGAUGUAGACAUCAACCCAAAUUUUAAACUCUUGACUUCGGCCGAUGUGGAUGAGUUCCUGGAAGGUUCAAUUUCUCUUAAAUUGGAACCUCCUGAUUCAAUCGACGAUACUAGUUGGAUCAAAGAAGAGCCAUUCCCUUGCAAACAAACAAUGGAAAUCGGGGAUUUGACCGAUAGUUCAAUGCUUUUAUUUGGUCCAAACCCAGAGGUAGAAACUUCUCCCGUCGAAUUUCCAGAGUCGAAAAAAGCCAAGAUUAUUUCACAAUCAAGGUCAUCGUCAUCAUGCAAGGUUGAGUGUCAUGUCUGCUUCAGAAAACUUCCUGCCGAUAUUUUGCCCAAGCACUUAAUGUUUCGCCAUCAAAUUGGACAAUUUGAUUGCCCCAAGUGUCCUAUGAAAGCAAAUAAUGUUAGUGUGGACAAGAUUUCAGAGCAUCUUAUCGAGCAUCCGGAUGUAUUUGAGUUGAAUUGUCCCAAUUGCAAACAAGAUGUGAGUCUUGGAUCCAACCGAAACGGACUCCAAAAUCAUAUUGCAACUUGUCACAAGCUCAAAUUCUAUUGGGAUGAAGCGUCUCAAAUGCACACUCGGGAUAUUGGACUUACGUGUAUGGAUUGCCACCAAAUGUUCGACACUCCCGACCACCUAUUGGAACAUGAAGCCCAGGAUAUUUGUGAUGCUGGUUUAGAUGCGUCCAAGCGUCGAAAGAACUAUAUUAAAUAUUUACUCGAAAUGAGGAAACCAAAACAAGGUUUAAAAUCUUGCGACAGUUGUGACGAAAAGUUUGCGAGUGUCCGAAAGUUGAACAGUCACAAAAAACUUCGCCAUUUCUUCAAUCCAUUACUCUGUAAUGUUUGCGGAAAGAAAUUUCCUAACGAGGCCACGACCAAGUUUCACAUGAACCGACUUCAUCCGACGUCUGACAAGCUCAUAUGCAAAGAAUGUGGAUACAUUGGUGGCAAUGAGCAUUCUCUUAGACGUCAUCAAAGGAUUCACGCACCACCAUCUUACAUAUGUUCCUCUUGUGGCAAGGAAUUUACAACUGAAGAGAGAUUACAAUAUCACAUGAACCGACACCAUCCAACAACUGACAAAUUCAAUUGUCAAGACUGCGGAUUCAUUGCGGGCAAUGGUCCAAUGCUGAAACGGCAUCAAAGAACCCACGAAGCGCCCACUGUUAUGUGUCCUAUUUGUGGCAAGAGGUUUAUCAGGAAGAGUUAUUUGAAAGAUCAUAUGCGGACGCACACCGGAGAGAAGCCUUUCAAGUGUGACUCGUGCGAUUACAGAACUGCGGCUAAAAGUAAUUUGUGCAACCACGUGAAGUUUGUUCACAAGGUUCAACCCCAAGGAAUCCAACAUAGAAGUACACAGAAGAAGCGAAUGAAUCCAGUUUCGAAAUAGAAUUUUCAGCCAUUCCCGCAGGUUACGCAAUAAAGAAUGAUGCAAUAUCA